Messenger RNA from Drosophila ficusphila, 1131 nucleotides. RefSeq names its product methylglutaconyl-CoA hydratase, mitochondrial. The record is from RefSeq and is a predicted model, not a curated record. The coding region runs from base 71 to 970 and encodes 299 amino acids. NCBI's taxonomy places the organism in Eukaryota, Metazoa, Arthropoda, Insecta, Diptera, Drosophilidae. Gene Ontology annotation, cellular component: mitochondrion. The transcript is spliced from 2 exons. Gene Ontology annotation, molecular function: enoyl-CoA hydratase activity. Gene Ontology annotation, biological process: fatty acid beta-oxidation.
UCUGCCGGUCGUUUUAUAAUCACUUUAUUGACCACAUUCGCAUUUGUUUUUUUCUGUUUUAAACGACAAAAUGUCCAUUUUAAUGCAAGGAGUAUCAAGACUAGCCCGCCAAUGUGCCCGCCCAAUGGUCGCACUCCGCAAUUUUGCCUCGACGGCGCCUUACGGAGAUGGAAAUGAAGUACUGGUGGAGCGGUUGGAGGGGCCCCGCCACGGAAUCUCGGUUAUUGGCCUUAAUAGACCAGCGGCUAAAAAUUCCUUCAGCCGGGCAAUGGUGGAGACCUUUACCGAUGUCCUGGAUGAAAUCAAGAAGGAUAAUGAGUCGAGGGUGGUCGUACUGAGAAGUCUUACACCGGGAAUAUUUUGUGCCGGCGCUGAUUUAAAAGAACGCAAAGGUAUGAGCCAAGAGGAGGCCACCGAAUUCGUAAAGGAGCUCAGGAGUCUGCUUAUCGCAAUUGAGCAACUGCCCAUGCCAGUGAUUGCCGCAUUGGAUGGGGCUGCUCUGGGUGGAGGCCUGGAGAUGGCUCUGGCCUGUGACAUCCGCACAGCUGCCAGCAAUACCAAAAUGGGUCUAGUGGAAACAAGAUUGGCCAUCAUCCCAGGAGCAGGUGGCACCCAAAGACUGCCUCGCAUCCUGUCCCCCGCGCUAGCCAAAGAACUGAUCUUCACGGCGCGAGUUUUUGACGGGACAGAGGCCAAGGAGCUGGGUCUGGUCAACCAUGUGGUGCAGCAGAACGAAACUAAGGAUGCCGCCUACCAGCAGGCCCUCAAAUUGGCCGAGGAAAUCCUGCCCAAUGGACCAGUGGGCGUGCGUAUGGCCAAACUAGCCAUCGAUAAGGGCAUGCAGGUGGACUUGGCCACUGGCUAUUCCAUCGAAGAGAUUUGCUACUCGCAGGUGAUUCCCACCAAGGAUCGCCUAGAGGGACUCGCCGCGUUCGCCGAGAAACGCAAGCCUGUCUACAAGGGAGAGUAAAUUGGAAAAUAUACCACUCCUUCUAACGUUAAGCUGAAAAUUGCAUUUAUAAUUUUACCUGUUACUGUUGUAGAAACACUCGAGCUGCAAAGCCAAGUUCAAUUGUUUUUAUAAAAAGCAUUCGAUAAAAUCGGGCUGCCAAAUACCGAUAAUUACGGUAA